AUGUUUAGACGUAAACCAAAUUUACCAGCCCCACCUUCGCCUCUUUCAUUUAAUGAUAUUCUGUCGGACCUAACACAUUUACAAGCUUAUAAUCAACAACCAAUAGGUGAGAAAAUAGAUAUAUUAGAAAUUAUUAAUAGCGAUAGUAACGGUGAAACAAAAAAUAGUGAAGCAGUGCAAAUGCCAACCUUUUCACCUACUUCUCUCAUCGAGCAUUUGCCCAACCUAUCUGUUUCGUCUUCCUCAUCAAUUCCACAGGAAACACUUGACACUACAUAUAAUCUUUGUACAAAUUAUAUAAAUGUGAAUAACCAAUUAUUAGUAUCUCAUAGAGAUCUUGAUGGGUUAGGAUUGGAGAUCGAAGGAUUGAGGAAAGAAUUAAGCGGAAUGGUGGAAACUUUAGAAAGAAGCGAAGUUAUAGAUUGUGAAGAUAUGCAAGACGGAAAAGAUGAGAAUGAAUAG
Molecule: messenger RNA, 462 nt
Organism: Acaulospora morrowiae
Lineage: Eukaryota; Fungi; Glomeromycota; Glomeromycetes; Diversisporales; Acaulosporaceae
Source: the annotation of a GenBank genome assembly